Messenger RNA from Cylicocyclus nassatus, 1271 nucleotides. The record is from the annotation of a GenBank genome assembly. Lineage: Eukaryota; Metazoa; Nematoda; Chromadorea; Rhabditida; Strongylidae.
AUGAGCAUGCUCAGGUGGCCUAAAAGCGCAGAGAAAGAGAGCGGCUCUCGAGAUGCUGUAUCAGGAGAAUCGCGUUCAAGACGAUCGCCUAGAGCGAGACCGAAACAACAGCGAUUAUCUGAUGAAUCAGCUGAAAAUAAAAUUAGAAAACAGCAAAGACCAGAGAGACCUCCAACGCAGUCUGCUAAAAUCUCCGUGACUACAACAACGACAAGUGCACAAGAGCGGAUACCAUUUCGAUGCGUGUUACCGAAAGCAGCCAAGCGAGUGCAGGUCAAGGUGUUUGUUGAAGAAACACUCAGAAAAGGAGUCAGAGGCCUUAUUGCCGAAUUCAAGUCGCUGAAACGUGUGAACGAUUUUACAAAGAUGACAGAAUUCGUAGCGCAGAUUCCACAAGGCCGAAACAGAUACAAAGAUGUAGGAUGUUUGGAUAACGAUAGAGUUGUACUUCAUAUCGGACCAGUCUCAUACAUACACGCUAAUUAUGUAACUACUCCGAUGAAUUCGAAAAGAUUUAUUUGCACCCAGGCACCCCUUCCAAAAACCUGCCCAGAAUUUUGGUAUAUGGUGGUACAGGAAAAUUCUACUGCGAUAUGCAUGCUGUGCAACUUUAUUGAACAGAAAACUAAAAAGUGUGCAGAAUACUUUCCAACAGAAGAAGGACCACCACUGGUAUUCGAGGGCAAUGUUAGUGUACAACUGAAGAGACAGUAUCCAUUUCCAUUUCCUUUCGAAACAAAAGUGAAAAUAAUGGUCAGACAACUGGAAGUAAGUGUACCCAACCAGCCUGUUCACACUUGCCUCCAUUACCACUGGAUGGACUGGCCAGAUCGCGGGGUGCCAGAAGCUGAUCUAGCUCCUAUUUCGCUACUGGCAAGACUGAAAGAGUGCACCACACCCAUAAUAGUGCACUGCUCAGCCGGGAUAGGAAGAACUGGAUCCAUUGUUUUGCUAGAGCAUGCAAUGGAGUUACUGCAUCAACCAGCUCCAUUACAGGAUAUAUUCUCAUACCUCAUUGAGUUGCGAAAACAGAGGAACAACAGCAUUCAGACUGAGCAUCAGUACUUGUACAUCCAUCAAGUGUUGUUCAUAUACUUGAAGAAUACAAAGUUUUUGGAUCGCAGUGUUCAACCAUAUUUGGAUGCGUUUACGAAGGAUUACGUUGCUGCUACAAAGGGAUUUUAGAGUUCCUACAAUUCGCUUGUGUAAGAGUCCUCCAAAUUUGCUAUCAUCAACUUGUCUUCUUUCACUAAAGCUUGAUUACAAUACAG